This is a messenger RNA of Cyprinodon tularosa, 1262 nucleotides long. It is a transcript of the gene lin7c, whose product is annotated as lin-7 homolog C (C. elegans). The transcript is spliced from 5 exons. Gene Ontology annotation, molecular function: L27 domain binding. The record is from RefSeq and is a predicted model, not a curated record. Lineage: Eukaryota; Metazoa; Chordata; Actinopteri; Cyprinodontiformes; Cyprinodontidae. Gene Ontology annotation, cellular component: synapse; basolateral plasma membrane; cell-cell junction. Gene Ontology annotation, biological process: protein localization to basolateral plasma membrane; neurotransmitter secretion; maintenance of epithelial cell apical/basal polarity. The coding region runs from base 176 to 784 and encodes 202 amino acids.
AGGCUAACCUGAACGCAUCGCUUCACUGGCACCUAGCCUAGCCGUGCUAACUUAGCUAAUCUGAUUUAUCGUCUAAGUUAAGCACACGAAACGUUCACCGGGAUUGCUAACUAUACAUUUCUUUAUAUUCCUUAAGACGUAACAUCUUUAUAAGACAAUUUAAAGUCUGUUUUGGAUGAUGGCAUCUCUCGGGGAGCCUGUGCGACUGGAAAGAGAUAUCAACCGUGCGAUUGAGCUGCUGGAUAAGCUACAGAGGACGGGAGAAGUUCCCCCUCAGAAGCUGCAGGCGCUGCAGAGGGUCCUGCAGAGUGAAUUCUGCAACGCUGUCAGAGAAGUUUAUGAACAUGUGUAUGAAACUGUGGACAUUAACAGCAGUCCUGAGGUGCGAGCCAACGCCACAGCUAAGGCAACAGUGGCAGCUUUCGCAGCAAGUGAGGGACACUCACAUCCACGUGUGGUUGAACUGCCCAAGACGGAAGAAGGUUUAGGAUUUAAUAUAAUGGGUGGAAAGGAACAAAACUCCCCGAUUUACAUCUCACGGAUCAUCCCAGGAGGCAUCGCUGACCGACAUGGAGGCCUUAAAAGAGGGGACCAACUUCUCUCUGUUAACGGGGUGAGCGUGGAGGGUGAGCACCACGAGAAAGCUGUGGAACUCCUCAAAGCAGCUCAGGGCACAGUGAAGCUGGUUGUAAGGUACACCCCCAAAGUCCUCGAGGAGAUGGAGUCACGAUUUGAGAAAAUGAGGUCGGCAAAGCGCCGGCAACAGAACAACUAUCCGCAGUAGGAUUUAUUUUUCCAGCUUCCUGCUCGGCUCCCUUGGGUCUCCUACUCUAGUUAUUUUGGUUAUCCGCUCUAGUCUUUCGUUUAUCUCCUUUUUUCCUUCACUCUGCUCCCUCCAUACAAACAUAAGGAAUAAAAAAAGCUGGACUAAUUUUUGUUUUUUCUAACAGAUGCUGUAUAUUGUGCUUCUCAUCUCCUCUGUAGCAUUUUAAUAUUCACCACUGUUACUGUACUUGACACUAAAACUCUAGACACACUAAAAUGAUGAUGAUUGUCUGUAACUUGACAUUUUGAAUGCAGAUUUUGGUUUGGCUUAGGAGGUAAACCGUGUCACUCCUUUUGACGGAAAAUAUUUUAUUCUUUUUUUUUACCACGGCCACUACCAAGUGCCUCAGGGCAAACAUAUUUAUAUCAUGUGCUGUGGGAAUGUACCUUGCUUAUUUUAACACUUUAGAAACAAGUACUGGUAAUUAAAUACUUUG